CGGUCAUCAACCAUCAACCAACCUUCCCGUUUUCCCACCUCGCCUUCAUUCUCUUCACUUCUUCCUUUUUCUUGUCGAUUUCAAAGUUGGCUUAUAGCAAAGAUGGAGGUUCUCUUGGGCAUCACUGGUAAGGACUUCGUCAUUAUGGCCGCAUCCAAGGCCAUAAUGCGAGGACCUACGAUCAUCAAAGCCGAGGACGACAAGACGCGGCAGCUCAACAAGAACACAUUGAUGGCGUUCAGCGGAGAAGCGGGUGACACCGUGCAAUUUGCCGAGUUCGUCCAAGCCAACGUUCAACUGUACUCGAUGCGUAACGAUACGGAGCUCAAUCCCGCCGCCGUUGCCAACUUUGUGCGAGGAGAGCUGGCCCGGAGCUUGCGGUCACGAAGCCCCUACACAGUCAACCUGCUUCUUGGAGGCAUAGAUCCGACCACACAGACACCCCAUCUUUACUGGAUUGACUAUCUGGCCUCGCUUGCGUCCGUACCAUAUGCUGCCCACGGAUAUGCCCAAUACUACUGCCUUUCCCUCUUGGACAAGCACCACAACCCGAACAUCGACCUCGAGCAAGGCAUGAAGCUCCUGGGCAUGUGCACAGAUGAGCUCAAGCGGCGGUUGCCGAUCGAUUACAAGGGUGUUCUUGUAAAGAUCAUUACGAAAGAUGGUGUGAAGGAAGUUGACUUCGAUAACGACAAGAUCGUUCGGAGUGCUUAAUGGACGACAUGCUCAAGCGUUUGUUGUAUCAUAUCCUAUGACGUUUUACCCUUGAUGACAGGAUAAUUGAAAUUGGUUGGCGUGUUCAAAGCUGUAGACGUG
This is a messenger RNA of Penicillium subrubescens, 816 nucleotides long. RefSeq names its product proteasome core particle subunit beta 4 (gene pre1). Gene Ontology annotation, molecular function: peptidase activity. The record is from RefSeq and is a predicted model, not a curated record. The transcript has 5 exons. Gene Ontology annotation, cellular component: proteasome core complex; nucleus; proteasome core complex, beta-subunit complex. Gene Ontology annotation, biological process: proteasomal protein catabolic process. Bases 103 to 714 code for a protein of 203 amino acids. NCBI's taxonomy places the organism in Eukaryota, Fungi, Ascomycota, Eurotiomycetes, Eurotiales, Aspergillaceae.